Bubalus bubalis (water buffalo) is the source of this 651-nucleotide messenger RNA. RefSeq names its product phospholipase A2 group XIIA (gene PLA2G12A). Gene Ontology annotation, cellular component: extracellular region. The record is from RefSeq and is marked provisional. Gene Ontology annotation, molecular function: calcium ion binding; A2-type glycerophospholipase activity. Lineage: Eukaryota; Metazoa; Chordata; Mammalia; Artiodactyla; Bovidae. Gene Ontology annotation, biological process: lipid catabolic process; phospholipid metabolic process; arachidonate secretion.
CGGCCUCAGCUGCCUAGCCCCGGACCCGCGCCGCUACCUGGGGCGCCCCGAGGUCUCUGUGGGGUGGGCCGGGCGCGGCCUGGCGCUGCGCGGAUGGCCCUGCUCGCCGUCCUCCUGGUCCUCUUCCUGACCGCCGCUGGGAGGUGCCAGGAGCAAGCCCAGACCACCGACUGGAGGGCCACCCUGAAGACCAUCCGGAACGGCGUUCACAAGAUUGACAUGUACCUGAACGCCGCCUUGGACCUCCUGGGAGGCGAGGACGGGCUCUGCCAGUAUAAGUGCAGUGACGGAUCUAAGCCUUUCCCACGUUAUGGAUAUAAACCCUCCCCACCGAAUGGAUGUGGCUCCCCACUGUUUGGUGUUCAUCUUAACAUCGGCAUCCCUUCCCUGACAAAGUGCUGCAACCAACAUGACCGGUGCUAUGAGACCUGCGGCAAAAGCAAAAACGACUGUGACGAGGCGUUUCAGUCUUGCCUGUCCAAGAUUUGCAGAGAUGUGCAGAAAACGCUGGGGCUGGCUCAGCACGUGCAGGCCUGUGAAACCACCGUGGAGCUCUUGUUUGACAGCGUCAUACACUUAGGCUGUAAGCCGUACUUGGACAGCCAACGAGCCGCAUGUAGGUGUCGCUAUGAAGAAAAAACCGAUCUUUGA